Molecule: messenger RNA, 990 nt
Organism: Aureobasidium vineae
Lineage: Eukaryota; Fungi; Ascomycota; Dothideomycetes; Dothideales; Saccotheciaceae
Source: the annotation of a GenBank genome assembly
AUGCGUUCUAAUCUGUCCGUCGGCUUGGAUGCUGGCAAAGCACUAGCCGUCGCCUGGGAUGUUCCUGUUAUCGGUGUUCACCACAUGCAAGCCCAUGCCUUGACUCCGCGCCUGGUAUCUGCACUCGAGUAUCGGUCUUCCUCUGGCCCAGACUUUCCUUUCCUCAGUGCCUUGGUGUCGGGAGGUCAUUCCAUGUUGAUUGAAUCUACAGGGCUAGCCGAUCACAAGAUCCUAGCCACAACCGGCGACAUUGCCUUAGGAGACUGCUUGGACAAGGCUGCCCGUGCGAUCCUGCCAUCUCACCUCGCAGUACCUCCGUAUGGACGAGCACUCGAACAAUUCGCCUUUCCUGCUGGAGCUUCGGACUACAACUAUACAGCACCUGCAAAACGAGACGCCGAGCUCGCACGCAGAGUCACAAAAUGGGGCUGGGGUUUGGGUGCACCCUUGGCCGGGAGCAAGAACGGAAGUAGCAGUCGCAAGAUGGUCUAUUCCUUCUCCGGUCUAUUGAGCAGUAUCGAACGCUUCGUGAAAUACGAGUACGACCACCAAAACUCCACCAUCUCUAGCCAAUUACGCCAGCCUGGGGAGCUUUCCGACGAUGAGCGCCGCGAUAUGGCCAAGGAAGUCAUGCGUGUGGCCUUUGAGCAUCUCGCUUCUCGCGUUCUACUACAUCUAUCCUCUCUACCGCCUGCAGAGGCUGCCAAGGUAAAGUCUGUGGUUGUUUCGGGUGGUGUGGCGGCAAACUGCUUCUUACGGCAUGUAAUGCGUGCUUUCCUAGAUAUAAGGGGGUAUAGCCAUGUGGAGUUGUUCUUUCCGCCUGUCGAGCUGUGCACAGACAAUGCAGCCAUGAUAGGAUGGGCGGGCAUAGAAAUGUGGGAGGCGGGCUGGAGAUCACAGCUGUCGGUGCGGCCGAUCAAGACGUGGUCCAUGGAUCCAAGUGCUAGUGAUGGUGGUAUCUUGGGUGUAGAGGGAUGGUUGAAGGUGUGA